UGCUUUUAGGGUGAAUAUAUAAGGGAAUUUGGGUUAUCUAGCAUGACUAACACGUAAAGCCUGUUCCGGUGACCUUAUCUCUCUGCAUCCUUUUUCCGGUGGUAAUAUGAUGGGGAAAAUGUUGCCGCCGGAGAUGAAAAUUGGCAAGAAAUCGUUUCCUCCGAUGUCAAAGUGCGAUUUAUCAUCGGUCAGCAACCUCUCAAUUGCUGCGGACCUCGACGGAACCCUACUGAAAGCGAGCCUUCCUUUUCUAUACUACGUACUCCUCGCAAUCGAAGCCGGCAGCCUUCUCCGCGGCCUAAUUUUGAUGCUCUCUCUUCCGAUCAUUGCAAUAGUGUGUAUUUUCAUCUCCGAAGAUUUAGCCGGAAAGAUACUGAUAUUCCUCGCAUUCUUCGGGGUUAAGGUCAGCGACCUUGAGAACGCUUCGCGCGCCGUCCUGCCGUGGUUCUACGCGAUGGAUGUGAGGAGCGACAGCUUCGAACUGUUUGAUAGUUGUCGGAGAAAGGUAGUUGUGACGGCAAACCCGACGGUGAUGGUGGAUGCGUUCGCGCAGGAGUUUUUGGGAGCGGAUAAGGUGCUUGGAACGGAGAUCGAGGUGGAUCCGUGGACGGAAAGAGCUACCGGAUUUGUGAAAGCGCCUGGUAUUUUGGUCGGAAAAUUGAAGAAGAUGGCUGUUCAAAAGGAGUUUGGAGAAGAUAUGCCUGAUAUCGGACUCGGUGAUCGGAAAUCUGACCACGAUUUCAUGUCCAUUUGCAAGUAUGAGAGAAAGACACAAUCCAUGUUUGUCUCCAACAUUUUCACCAACAAAAACUUGCCGUUCAACAUUGUGGCUAUUGUGAGACGGUGUUUGCCACCGGCAAUGAACUAUUACUUUGGAGGCAAAGGGGUGGAACUCUUAAAGUUUUUUGGAGGGCUACAUGGUGCCAAGAGACCAUUCUGCAAGCAUAAUAUCACCAUAUCGUCUAAAAAACAAAAUGAUCUUCCAGCUCCACCACAACCACAACCACAACCACAAUGACUCUUCACUCCAACAACCAAGAAACGCUCUAAUCACCACCUACAUUCGACUGCCAUUCACAUUCAUCCAUUCAUUUGUCAGUCUCUACUUCAAUCUUUCACUACUUAAAGCAAUCAUAAGAUCCGCAAUUUAUUAAGUAUGUUAUACUCAUAUAUAUGUAAACCAAAUAAUUAUUGUAAUAAAAGAAAAAGGUUUAAUUGUCUUGUAUUAACAUCAAA
Molecule: messenger RNA, 1236 nt
Organism: Lactuca sativa (garden lettuce)
Lineage: Eukaryota; Viridiplantae; Streptophyta; Magnoliopsida; Asterales; Asteraceae
Product: putative glycerol-3-phosphate acyltransferase 8
Biological process (GO): cutin biosynthetic process
Cellular component (GO): membrane
Molecular function (GO): glycerol-3-phosphate 2-O-acyltransferase activity; phosphatase activity
Source: RefSeq, a predicted model, not a curated record